AUUAGAUGAAUGACCCGAAGUAUUAAUGCAUUCACCAUUUCCAGUCCAGACUGCUACGCGGGAACAAAGGACCGAGUAUUAGCAUUAGCCCUAUGAGGGAGCACGGUCGUAGACUAACCCUAACAUCUAAUACCACUUUAGCUAGCAAGAUGGACGGAGACAGUUCUACCACCGACGCCUCCCAGCUGGGCAUUACUGGAGAGUACAUGGCGGGAAGUCACUACGUCCUGCAGUCUCAGGACGAUGACGGAGACGAAGGAAUGAACGAUCACGAAGAUGGCAACGGCAGCAAGGACAACUUCCGCGAACAGGACAUUUACCUCCCCAUCGCCAACGUGGCCCGCAUCAUGAAAAACGCAGUUCCUCAGACAGGAAAGAUAGCGAAGGAUGCUAAGGAGUGCGUGCAGGAGUGCGUGAGCGAGUUCAUCAGCUUCAUCACGUCGGAGGCCAGCGAGCGCUGCCACCAGGAGAAGCGCAAAACCAUCAACGGCGAGGACAUCCUGUUCGCCAUGUCCACGCUGGGCUUCGACAUGUAUGUGGAGCCACUGAAACUCUACCUGCAGAAGUUCAGAGAGGCCAUGAAAGGAGAGAAGGGAAUCACACCCGUGUCUGUGGGCGAGGGUCUUGGAGAGGAGCUCACAGACGACAGCUUCACAAACCAGCUGCCAGCAGGUCUCAUCACAGCUGAUGGACAGCAACAGAACGUCAUGGUGUACACCACCUCUUACCAGCAGAUCCCUGGGGUACAGCAGAUUCAGUUCUCCUGAUGGGACUUCCUGUUCCUGAGAGCAGGGCUGAGGAGCCGAAGAGGGGGGUAUCUGUGUGCCAGACAGAGGUCAGAGGUCAACAUCACUGCCCUGGCUGCUGGUGUGGGGAUUUGUGCUACCCUGCUGUGUAAAUUUUACAAGCCAUUCACAAAGUUUAGUAGUGAAUUACCCUGAGGUUGGGACUAAAUCCCUGUCAGUAAGUUUAGGUGUUUUUUUGUUUUGUUUUUGAGUACUUAGUUUGUGGAUUUAUUUUCCCUUAAUUUUGUACAUUACUUGUUUGGAGUUUUAUCCAAGUUUAGAGUGGCUGAAGUUGACACUGCAACAGGAGCCUUUGUCAGCUCCUCCUGUUCUUUACGUUUAAAAAAAGAGGAAAAAAAAUCCCCUUUGUUAGAGCAACAGGGGUACGCUCUUAAUUUCAUAUUGAAUCAUGUUACACUUUUUGUAAUUUGAGUAAGAAUACCAUGUGAUUUCAUGUUAAUCCUUUUAAUAAAAAUGAAAAUGUUACACGG
Molecule: messenger RNA, 1276 nt
Organism: Anguilla rostrata (American eel)
Lineage: Eukaryota; Metazoa; Chordata; Actinopteri; Anguilliformes; Anguillidae
Gene: nfyba
Product: nuclear transcription factor Y, beta a
Exons: 7
Coding region: 93-767 (224 amino acids)
Biological process (GO): regulation of transcription by RNA polymerase II
Cellular component (GO): nucleus; CCAAT-binding factor complex
Molecular function (GO): protein heterodimerization activity; RNA polymerase II cis-regulatory region sequence-specific DNA binding; DNA-binding transcription activator activity, RNA polymerase II-specific
Source: RefSeq, a predicted model, not a curated record